Molecule: messenger RNA, 999 nt
Organism: Alligator sinensis (Chinese alligator)
Lineage: Eukaryota; Metazoa; Chordata; Crocodylia; Alligatoridae
Gene: NEUROD4
Product: neuronal differentiation 4
Exons: 1
Coding region: 1-999 (332 amino acids)
Biological process (GO): nervous system development; regulation of DNA-templated transcription
Molecular function (GO): protein dimerization activity
Source: RefSeq, a predicted model, not a curated record
AUGACUAAGACGUACGCCAAGGCCAAGGAGAUGGCCGAGCUCGUCAGCUCCCAGGCCUGGGUGGAUGGAGCCCUGAGCUCCCAGGAGGAGAUGAAGGAUGAGGCCAGCAGGCAGGGCCCCUAUGGGCUGAUGGCCAGCUUGGCCGGGGAGAACGGCAGCAUGGAAGAGGAGGAGGAAGAGGAGGAGGAGAACGGAGACAAACCCAAGCGGCGAGGCCCAAAGAAGAAGAAGAUGACCAAGGCGCGGCUGGAGCGGUUCCGGGCCCGGCGGGUCAAGGCCAACGCCCGGGAGCGGACCCGAAUGCACGGCCUCAACGACGCGCUGGACAACCUGCGGCGGGUCAUGCCCUGCUACUCCAAGACCCAGAAGCUGUCCAAGAUCGAGACGCUGCGGCUGGCCAGGAAUUACAUCUGGGCUCUGUCCGAGGUGCUGGAGAGCGGGCAGACACCGGAAGGGAAGGGCUUCGUGGAGAUGCUCUGCAAAGGCCUGUCCCAGCCCACCAGCAACCUAGUGGCCGGCUGCCUGCAGCUGGGGCGGCAGGCCCUGUUCCUGGAGAAGCCCGAGGAGAAGCCCCCGGCCUGCGAGUCGGCGGUGCCCGGCCAUGCCUUCAGCUACCAGUCCCCCGGGCUGCCCAGCCCACCCUACGGGACCAUGGAAACCCACCUGCUCCACUUAAAACCUCCGGCCUUCAAGGGCAUGGUGGACCCAUCCUUUGGGGGGCACGCCCCAGACUGCACCACCCCGCCCUACGAGGGCCCCCUCACGCCACCCCUCAGUAUCACUGGGAACUUCUCCUUGAAGCAGGAUGGGUCCCCAGACCUGGACAAGCCCUACGCCUUCAUGGCCCACUACCCCUCCGUGAGCCUGGCCGGAGCCCACAGCCACAUGCCGCACUUCCAGAGCGCGGUGCCCCGCUACGAGAUCCCCCUGGACAUGAGCUAUGAGGCGUAUCCCCCCCACGUGGCGGGGCCCCAGCUCAGCUCCCUGUUUAGCGAGUAA